Messenger RNA from Branchiostoma belcheri (Belcher's lancelet), 1025 nucleotides. RefSeq lists its product as uncharacterized. The transcript has 9 exons. The record is from RefSeq and is a predicted model, not a curated record. Lineage: Eukaryota; Metazoa; Chordata; Leptocardii; Amphioxiformes; Branchiostomatidae. Bases 114 to 1025 code for a protein of 303 amino acids.
CGAGGCCAAGACGCGACGCGACCACUCAUCCAUCAACCGUGUUCCUUGAAUUCCUCGCCGUCUUUCUUCCUGGGUCGACAUAAGUUCUGCCACUGACGACACCAAAAGCCAAGAUGAAUGCUGGCAGCACACGACGUGGACGAGUUAGCAAGAGAGAGGUGUACCUGCUUGAGCCAGGGACAACAAGUAUUCCCAGAGGGGACGCGCGGGCUGCCUUGUGGGCAAAUGGACAUGCCCAAGAAGUGGAGAUCACAAGAACAGAUAACUCAGCCCAGCUGCUGGACACCAUUCACAACAAGUAUGCCAGCGCCAGGAUAGAUCUGAGGAGCAUGCCAUGGCAGUACAUGUCGAUCGUGGGACACAACACCCUUGUCCCAUACCUGAACACUGUAAAUGGGACCCGACUAUUGAACACACUAUGCAAAAGGCAGAGUCGAUGCUUCUACAUCAGAAAGAGGGAAGCAAGUGAUGAUGACGAAGAGCCCGGUCCCCAGGAACCAGCAGACCUACCUGGGCAGGGACCUGACAUCAACAAUCAGAAUGGCAAUGACAUAGUAAUAAUCGAUGACGAGCCGGCAUUACUUGAUGCACAAGAUGUGGCAGAUGAGUCACCCAAUGAGUCACCGGAGACGAUAGAGGGGAGUGUGUUUGAAGAUGCUGUAGAGUUCGGCACACUUGACAGCUUGACCCCUCCCCUGGACAUGCUUGAAGGUUUUGCCGGUCCACACACCGCAGCACUGUUGACUGCAGCAGCAGGGGUAAAACGUCCCUGGCCCGUACCCCUUUCACUUGCAGCGGCGAGAGAUAUCUGCAGGAGACAGCAGAGGCCGCUUGUCAUCAUCUUUGGGAUGACAGACACUGCAGCUGGAACAAGGUUAGUUCAAAUUAUUACCUCCCCGCGGGAAAAUUAUACUAUCGUGCGAACCAUUUCUGUCAGCAGCUGUUUCUCGCGAUCGGCUGGACAGAUCUGUCUGGGGUUCGGUGUACGUAUUGCUGCAGAUGAUGCGCCGGAAGGGGGUCAGUGA